This is a messenger RNA of Bacillus rossius redtenbacheri, 5706 nucleotides long. RefSeq names its product condensin-2 complex subunit D3-L-like. Lineage: Eukaryota; Metazoa; Arthropoda; Insecta; Phasmatodea; Bacillidae. Gene Ontology annotation, molecular function: histone binding. The record is from RefSeq and is a predicted model, not a curated record. Gene Ontology annotation, cellular component: condensin complex; condensed chromosome, centromeric region. Bases 107 to 4018 code for a protein of 1303 amino acids. The transcript has 12 exons. Gene Ontology annotation, biological process: meiotic chromosome condensation; mitotic chromosome condensation.
GAUAUACAUCUAUGUUUGUCAGUGCAUGGAGAAUUGGCGGUUUGUUUGGGUUGUAGUAAAAUGUUAUGUUUGAUUUUGAAUUACUAAACUUAUUAUUUUUUCCAAUAUGAAUGUUGUCAAAGCAUUAAGAGUGUUAAAUUUAGACCUUUUGGACGAUGUGUGGGUUAAUGAAGCUCUAGAUUUCCAUGCCACAGAACUCCCAGACUCUUACUUCGAAUUCCUACAAGAAGUUGAUAUUAACUUGGUAAUAAGAGAAGCGUCAGUUGCUCUCAAUGAAUGGCUCUGUCAAACCCCUAGCGAAGAUGGAAUUCUAACUAAUUGGAGUAUACUAUUACAACAUAACCUCAAACGCAAAGCAUUGGUUGCGUUGAUAGGUUUCAUGCUUACUACAGCACAAAGCUCAAACCAUGAUCCAGCAUCAAGAUUAUCUUCUUUACUUUGGUCAGAAUUUUACUUUCUUCUUUUGGCAGUGCCUGGCAGUAGUGCCUGCAAAGUUUUUGAUGCCAUUGUGUACUCAAAAUCUUUGGCAACUUUUGAACUCGUUAAACUUGCGCUUGGGAAUAACAAGAAGAGUGCCAAAUCUAAGAAAAAUCGCAACCAUCAGGAAAGAGAUAAUGAAGAUAUUGAAUGUGAGGCAAGUGAAAAUGUUUUAACUUGUGAUGAAAAGAAUAAAACAAUUCAAGGAGUGAACUCUUUGUUCAAAUCAUUUUCAUUUAUGUUAAAAAGUUUUUCUCUUAGGGUAAAUGAAAUGUCACUUGUUAACACAGUAGAAACACUUUGUAAUUUAACAAGAGUAGAGGGUGAAACUUCAAGAUACCCAAGAGAUUAUGAGUCUCAAACUUGCCUUCAAAUGGUUUCAUGCAACUCAUUUUUAUGUCUGCAAUGCAUUUGUUCUCAAGUGCAUGGUCUAGUGCAGGAAAAUUUCAAGUUGAUCACAAAACAUAUCUUGCCUAGUAUACUUUUGAAAGGAGCAUAUGGUUUUGAAGCAAAUUUCACAGAACUUAAAAACAUUUGCAGCAAAGCUGUACAUUUCCUUCAAUUUAUGAUCGAAGCACUUGGGGAACCAGCUUAUGAAGGCAUAUUUCUACUGGUCAAGCAUACAUGUCUGAAAACAGUCGAGAAAGCAGAUUACAGGCACCAAGGUUCUGACACGGUUGUGCUGCUGCUUAGGUCUUUACCAGCCAAACCCCACAAGGAACUUGUCAAAUGGUUGUUUGUGUACUCACAUCAAGAUAAAGCGAGCUACCGUCUUUUUGGACUGGAAAUAAUUAGCAAACUUCUGUUCGACAAGGAGCGUUCGGACGAGCCUCCGACCAGGUCCAAUGCAGCUUGCAGCAUGCCUGAACAACAGGCUGUGGAUAACUGUAACAGUGAAUGUGGUGAGAAUUCAGCACUUGACAUCCUCUCAAGCCAAGAGCGGCACAGUAUGUUGGACAAGUACUUUCUGGCCAUCAUCUUUGGUCGUUGCAAUGAUGCUUCUAGCGCAGUCAGGGCAAAAGCUCUGGCAGUUAUUGCUGAUUGCAUGACCUUGGAAUAUCCAGACGCCCGGGACAUUAUGUCUGCAAUUUUCGUCACCCCGUAUGAAAAUGUUGUUUCAGCAUAUGAGUCAGACAUUCAGGAAAAUGGCUUCAUGGAUCAUGCUUAUUUGAUUCAGUGCUUUGAUGGCGUUAUGAACAUUGACCCAUUGCCAGGUGGUAAAGCAGUCAUUUCUCUGAUAAAGAAAAUUGUUGGAAAUACAAAAGUGCAAGUAACAAAGUCAGCUUUGAAAGUACUGGAAAACAUUGUGUUGAUGAGCGAGAAGUGGAUGAGCGACAAUAUUUUGGAGGUCAUGUGCCAGUUCUGCCGCAGCAGUUCAGUCGUCAUCCGCAAGAACAUGAUAGACUGCUUCACGAAACUGCUGCUCAGGUAUCCUCGGAACAGCCUCCUGGCCAAGCUGUGGGUGAAGAAGGUGUUGAUGCAAGUGGACGACCAGGAGUCCACAGUCAAGGAGAAAGCCGUCCAGGCAGCUUGUUCUGCUUUGAUCACCAACAUCGUUUCUGCCGACGUUUCGGAAAACCCUCUGAGCAUGUUACCCUGGUCUCUGCUCAGUCACAUAGUGGAUCUGAACAUGAAGAGUAAAUUGAUUUCGGUGUGUUCCUUGUGGUUACGAGAGAACAGAGCACAAACUCGGCCAUACAACCUGUUGCAUGUGCUUCAAACACAUUUACAUACCGAACACAGGGCCGCAGCAUGGACAAUGAUUCGCUGCUUGAGUUCGGAAUUCUCAUCAAGCUCUCUUAAAAUUCCGAAUCCAACUUUCCUUUAUGAAUGCUACAUGACUGAAAUUGAUGAUCUGCAUCGACCGGACUCGGAGCUAGUGUUCGUGACGAUCCUCGAGAUAAUGCAUGCAUGGUGGAAGGUUCUGCCGGAAGAGCUGUGGACGGCGUUGUUGGAUGACAUGGUGGCCAGGCUCGAGGUGUUCUCCAUACCAAACGGGCUCAUAUCGCCCAUGAUGGAAACAACGCAAACCAUGAUGGAGAACAGCAGUGAGGACGGAAGAGAGAGAUCUCGGGCUUUUGCCGUCAGACUGAUCGAUAUGUGUGAUAAAUACUUGAAGACAAUCAUGGUGGAUUUUGUGUUUUGGAAGAACGCCAAUAGUUUGGAAACCUGCUUGAGGCAUAUGAUUACAUUGGGGUCCGCCAUUCUUGUGUGUCCAGAUGCUGUGAAGAAGGAGACCUACAGAAUGCUUUUGCAACUAACAUUUCCACACACAUGUAAACUACCAGGUGCAGUUGAAUUACUGCAAGCACAGCGUCAGCUUGCAAAAGUACAGAUAAGUGGAAUGAUUGCUUUGGCCAAGUACGGCCUUGUUAAUGACACCAGUGUGAAACAGAUAGCGAGAUUGCUUGCAGACUUGCUGUCAUCGAGUAAGAAUGCUGACGUCAAGCAUAACACAAUUCUCAUACUGACAGAUCUCUGUGGAAGGUACACAUCUGUAGUGGAGCCGUUAUUGCCCAGCCUGUACCUUUGCCUGAAAGACGGUGACCGCCGGAUACGGCGGACGAUGCUCAUUUCUUUCAUCGAGUUGCUGAACACCGAGUACCUGAAGCCGAAGGGAGCGCUCUUCCUGUACCUGCUAACCAUGCUGUGUGAUUGCGAUGAGGAAGUUAAAAUGUACAUCAAGAGCUACAUCACAAAGUGCUUGAUCCUGAAGAAUAAAACUGUCAUGUCCUCUAAUUUUCCAGAAAGCUUGUUCUUCUACAAUGAUUAUAAGACUCACUCGACAUAUGGAAAAUUCCACACGUCUGUGGAAAACAAGUAUUUCAAAAUGAGUGGGCCGCAAAACAAGCAGAAGCGCCAGCUCGUGUAUCGCUUCAUGCUCAAGCACAUGACGGAUGACCAGCGCUUCACGACCGCUCAGAAGUUGUGCAGUGACAUCUUAGAUGCUGUGGGAGAGUCCAUCACGCUGGACGGGCCGGGACUGUUUGUCGUCCAAGACACGCUCUUUGCUCUGCUGAGCGACGAGAUCCGCCUCAACAGGCAGCGCUGUCAGCUGGAAGACGACGAUCCGGCCGAUGAAAUGGAAGCAGCGGCUGCCACAGAGAUAGCUGCACUCAAGAACACUAUUUCAGAGGUUCACAAGAGAAAUGCCAUUGAAACCAUUCUUCCAGUACUGAAACAUUUGAAAGAAAAGUUAGAAAAUAGUCUUUCCCCACUUGUGGAAGAUGUCAACUUGUGUUUAAGGAACAUGAUGCUGGACUACAGAAAAGAGGUUGAAGAAUAUUUCACGGCCAAUAACGACUUCAUAACGCUCGGCCAGAUCACUGAGCUGGUGAACCAGUUCAAGAAGCCGCAGCGCAAGAGGGCUGAGAACCUCAACCAGGAGGAGGCGGAGGAGGUGGCCGAGGCGGCUUGCCCGAGAACCGGCGCGUCGAGGAGGUCUCUGCGCAGCCGGGGAAGUUCCGCUCGCUCGCCGUCGGUGCAGAGAGAGCCGCGGGUCGGCGGUGAAGAGGGCGUGGCCCGACCGGAGGAUCUCUGACUCGAGCCAGACGAGACCUCGCCGCGGAGAGGCGGCGGUCGGAGGCGGCGCGUGGUUCUUCCUGCAAAACAGGAGAAGGUGAAGGUGCAGAGCGUACGAUGGAAGUUGAACCGUCGUGAAGUCUCAUGGAAGCACUCUUGCACGUAAUGUAUUCACGGAUCGACAGGGUGGUGUUAAAAUUGAUCUCAGAUUAGUGGGAGGAUGUAUUGUUGUUAAUUGUCAAAUUCUAUGGCUAGAAAAAUAAGUGUUGUGGUAAAGAUAUGAUUGGUAUGCACAGGGUUAUUGAACUUUUAAAAAAAAACUAGGCAACUUCUCGUUUAGUUAAAGGCUUGUGGAAAGACUCAGACUAUUCAGCCUAUGAGUACUUGUGCUGCUGUCCAUUUCAUUUUAUAUUUCCUGGUGUUUACAGGUCAUGGAAAAGUAAUGAAACUGAAGGACUGGUCAUAAAAAGCCGAGGAAAAGUCCCGUAAUAAACAGGAAUGGUGGCGGAAGUCACAAAAACUAUAAUUUCCAGCAGUAUUUUGCCAAAUUGCAUUUUGUAUUUUUAUGCAUUAUUUUAGUUUGUAGUCACACAUUAAUAAUACCGUGUUUUCUCGCAUAAACAUCGCACAUUUUAUUCUAAAAUCAAGUUUGAAAUGUAGGGUUGCGACGAUUAUGCGGGAAAAAAAAUUUUGUUAGGUAAAGUUAGUCAUAAAAACAAAACCCGUUCAUGGAAAGUACGAUUAUUUUAAAAAAGGUGGAGUAUACAAGAGCACGCCAAACAUUCUAUAUUAAUAAUUUGGUAUCUACUAGUGGGACCAAAAACAUCAUGGGAGUUUACGCAAGAAAUUUUUUUAUCCCAAUUUUGAAGGCCUAAAAUAUGGGUGCGACGAUUAUGCGAUAAAAGUGGGUACAUAUUUGGAGACAGUCCACUUAAAUCAUGUGGCAUUUACCUCUAAAAAUUGAAGGAAUAGGACGUUAGCCUUUAACAUAAAAAUUAGUAUGUUUCUGCAACUAGUAGGUCUAUUUUGUAUUGUUUUUUUUUAAUAUCUGUACCCCAUAGGCAAAGGACAUUAUGUAAAAAUGGGAGGGCAAGAUUUCUGUUGGUUUUAUUUUUAUUUUUCUUCAGUAGUAUAGAAAUUACUGUAUGAAAAAAUGGACAUGAUAUCUUUUACCACAGGGGUACAUAUGUAAAAAUAACCUGUAAUAUAAAAUGUAAUACAAAAUUUUAGUCAAAUGUUCUGAAAAUGUCCUGAAAUUGGUUCAGUGAGUAUUUGUAAACGUACUAUAUUAUACACCUUUUGUAUUUUGGAUAGGCUGUAUUGAAAAGUCUUUAAAUAUAUUUUUUUAAUGUUUUUUUUUGUAAUAUUUUCAUAAUUAUUUUCUGUAUUUUAAUGUUUAUGCACUCUUUCAAAAAUCCAUUACAAGAAAUUUAGGUAUGUAUAAAUAUAUGUAUAUAUAAUGUUUUGGAUUGAAUGUGUAAAUAUAGGUUUUUCUACAUUGACAGAUAAAGAAAUAAUAAUUUAUAUUUCUAUGUAAAUAUUUAUAUAAUAAGAGGUGAAAAAUAAUAAAUAUGAAAGUGUUUGAAAGCCUGAUAAUUAGCAUAAUUUUAUUUCUUUUUUCCUCCGUUGUUUGGAGCUCGGUUGAUGACAAUAUGAUGCAUUUUUCCAAUACUUGAAGUGGCAGGAUAGGAAGUAUCUGUUAAUAAU